ACUACACGUAGUAGUCUCGAGCUGGCGCCGUAGUCACCACUGACACCACGUAGUAGUCUCGAGCUGGCGCCAAAGUCAUCACGGGAUGCAAUCGGGAUGGCCACGAGAUGUCGCCGGUGUGCAGUCCGUGAAUUUCAGGAAACGGACAUGAACAUGGGUUGGUCCCGUGGUGUUUCCUAGGUGGCCACGGAUUACUCACGAAGUAAAAACGGGUACCACGAAAUAAAGACGUGCUGGUAUAAAAAAAAAAACGACCAAAAACGGAGACCACGGAUACUGCUGAAAACAAUUGCAUUUCCGAAGUGACCUCGCACUGUUCUUGGAUUGGUGUGAGAGGGGCAUUAGCAGUCGUAUCUCCAUCUGUUAUCUUUAGACUUUGUUCGGCUACCGACACCACUAUUUGUGCAAGUGUAUUGAAAUUGCACUGACCUACUUUAAAUCUACAAUGCACACCCACUUAACUGACCUAGGCCUGCACAAUGAGGCUACGUUAUUGUAGAGAAAUCUUCAGCCAUUUGGUCCCAUAAUAUUAUUAGUCAGGCUGGCAAAGUUCACAGAUUGGCCAAAAGGGUUUUCGAAAAAGCAAGAAGCCAGAAUGAGUAAGAAGGUAGCUAUCAUCGGAGCGGGUGCCAGUGGCAUCACAGCAAUCAAGUGCUGCUUGGAUGAGGGUCUCCAAGUCACGUGUUUUGAGAGAUCGGACCGGAUUGGUGGGCUCUGGGCUUACCGUGAAGACGUUGACGGCCAAGGCUGCGUCUUCAAGUCCACCAUCAUCAACACCAGCAAAGAGGUGAUGUGCUACAGCGACUACCCCAUCCCCAAGGAGAACCCCAACUACAUGCACAACUCCUACAUUGAGAAGUACUUCCUGAGCUACGUGGACCACUUCGAUCUGAGACGCCACAUCCAGUUUCGCACCGAGGUUGAGAAGGUCACGCAGGCUGCUGACUACGACACGACUGGCCGAUGGAAAAUCACCACCAAGAAUCGAGACAGCGGUGAGAGUACCACUGAUCACUUUGAUGCUGUUAUGAUCUGCACCGGGCAUCACACAACCCCCAACAUCCCCGACUUCCCUGGCUUGAAGGAGUUUCAGGGAAAGGUACUCCACACCCAUGAUUACAAAACUCCCUACGAUUUGAUCGACAAGCGAGUUGUCGUUAUUGGGAUCGGUAACUCUGGAGGGGAUGCAGCAGUGGAACUGAGUCGCAUCUCAUCAAAGGUCUUCCUGAGUACAAGGAGUGGGGCUUGGGUCCUCAAUCGUGUCGCUGAUUAUGGCAAUCCCGUCGAUACUGUGAUAUUGAGGCGGUUCGGUGACCUUGUCCCCUUCAAACUGCAAACCUUUUUGGCAAAGAGGCAGCUUCAGGCUAAGUUUGAUCACGCCAAAUACGGAUUGCAGCCCAAGUGCGAUCCUUUCCAUCAUCAUCCCUUUCUCAGCGACGACCUCCCGAAUCGCAUUUUGAGUGGUGCGGUCGUCGUCAAGCCAAACAUCGCCCGCUUCACUGAAACAGGGGUUAAGUUCGUGGACGGGACUUUUGAGGAUAACAUCGACUGCGUCAUUCUCGCCACUGGAUACUCGUUCAGUUUUCCGUUCGUGGACUGCCCUUCCUUCCAUGUCAUCAAGAAUGAAGUGUCGCUUUACAAGUACGUCUUUGCCCCAGACCUGAAGCAUCCAAGCAUCUGUACCAUUGGUUUGGUUCAGCCUGUCGGGGCCAUCAACCCAUGCUCCGAGAUCCAGAGCCGUUGGGCGGCUCGUGUCUUCACUGGCCAAGCACGCCUUCCGUCUCGUCCGGAGAUGGAAGCAUCUAUCAAGAAGGCGAAAGAUGACAUGAGGAAGCGGUACGUGAAAUCCCAACGUCACACCCUCCAGGUGGACUGGAUCAAGUACAUGGAUAGCGUCGCCAUCGAGUUUGGAGUCAAGCCAGAUUUCUUGAAGAUGUUCCUCUCUGACCCGUUUCUGGCUGUCCUGUGCUAUUUUGGGCCCUGCUCGCCUUACCAGUAUCGCUUGGUGGGACCGGGGAAAUGGGUGGGAGCCAGGGAAGCCAUUAUCACCUUCUGGGAUCGAGUUCACGCACCUCUGAAGACACGCCUCCCUGCUGUCCAAGAGAAGACUGGGACGCCACUGCUACUGCGCCUUGGUUUGGCAUUCCUUUUGCUAUACAUUGUUGUAUACAUGGUCUUGUAAACCUCUAUAACAUUAUUUCAAUAGUCAGAAUCUUCGUAAACUUUAUACCUCAGGAUACCAGGCAAAACUUUCCACUAUUGCAUAUCAGCUGCUACAAAACCGGCUGCAUCUUUUCCAAACUGCUUCCUCGAGGACCAUAUUUUACCAAACAUGCCGCUUUACAGAAACAACACUGCUAUAUUAGAUAGACCUUUCCUACCCCAAGUAUCAAAGUAUUCCGCUCAAUUUCAUGCCAUGUUUGUUUUUGACAGUCAUGGACGCACAUGCAAGUUCUGAUGCUUGCCCACAUGAUCAUACUGAGAAUUAACACUCUGGAAUUUCGUCGUGAACCUUGUCGAUGAAUAAAACUACAAAUGGCUUAUUUUCUCCCUGAUGGGUUCAGUUGAAUUGAUGAAGAGACUGACGCAAGCUCAGUAGAGAGUGUCUGUAUUUUUGUCUGUUGUAAGGAGUGACGCACGUCGAUAUAACCCUAAAUGCUAAAUGCAGUAUGCAUGCCCUAGAUCAUCACAAUAUACGAGAAUAUUGCCUAUCUAGUUGCAGCUCUUUUAAAUUUGUUGUAAACCGCUGUUCAUGUUUUACAAAGCAAUGUUUCGGAAACUGAGGGUUUAUCGGAACAUGUUUCCCAUUACGUGUACAUCGUCAGUUUUCCCUUGCUCUUCAGUGAGUUUGUCCUCCUCAUCAGCUACCCACUGAUGAAAAAGCUGAACCUUUUUUUCCGCAACCGUUCCUAAAACUUCAAAUAAGCUUCUAGAAAUCCCUUUCAUUUCGGCACUCUCGCACUUUUGUUUCCAAACUAUAGGCCUAAGACAAGUGGAUAUUUUGGUAAUAUUUCGCAUAUAGAUCCGCUCCAUUGAUGA
Messenger RNA from Patiria miniata (bat star), 3039 nucleotides. Its product is annotated as flavin-containing monooxygenase 5-like. Bases 596 to 2182 code for a protein of 528 amino acids. Lineage: Eukaryota; Metazoa; Echinodermata; Asteroidea; Valvatida; Asterinidae. The transcript has 3 exons. The record is from RefSeq and is a predicted model, not a curated record. Gene Ontology annotation, molecular function: N,N-dimethylaniline monooxygenase activity; NADP binding; flavin adenine dinucleotide binding.